Molecule: messenger RNA, 1396 nt
Organism: Dipodomys ordii (Ord's kangaroo rat)
Lineage: Eukaryota; Metazoa; Chordata; Mammalia; Rodentia; Heteromyidae
Product: sodium-dependent glucose transporter 1B-like
Exons: 5
Coding region: 5-1396 (463 amino acids)
Biological process (GO): transmembrane transport
Source: RefSeq, a predicted model, not a curated record
GAGCAUGCUGCGCUGGUUCACCACCGUGAUCCUGUGUCUGGCCUUCCUGGGGAUGGGAAUACGUGUUUCUAUACUGGGGCCUACUUUUCAAGAUCUGGCCACUAACGUGAACCGCAAUAUCAGCAGUCUUUCUGAAAUAUUUGUGGGUCGUGCUUUAGGAUAUAUGUGUGGCUCUUUGAUCGGAGGAUUUCUUUUGGACUGUAUGAAUCGGAUUUUACUUCUGGGGCUGUCCAUGUGGGUCAUGACUGUGAGUACUUAUCUUAUUCCAUUUUGCAAGACUGCAGUGUUGCUGAUUGUCAUGGUGUCUGCCAUGGGUGCCUCAUUUGGUGUUCUGGAUACAGGUGGUAAAGUGCUCAUCUUGGCUCUUUGGGGGGACAAGAGCCCCAGCCACAUGCAGGCCUUACACUUCAGUUAUGCCCUGGGUGCCUUCCUGGCUCCCCUGCUGGCCAAACUGGCGCUGGGCCCCAAAGCCUCUGCUGACAACUACACAGAGCCCGACUUUCUCCCUGCAGCCCUCAAUGCCUCUUCUGAAAGCACUUCAGAUCCUCUACUCGCAGCUCCCCAUGACAUGAACUUACUGUGGGCUUAUGCUUCCAUAGGCACUUACAUUCUUGUAGUUUCUCUCCUUUUCUUUGCUCUGUUCUGCAUGAGAAGCUCAAGGCAGGGAAAAUCAACAGAAUCUGCUCAGCAAUCUCAAAGAGCUCAAUACCACAAGGCCCUUCUCUGUCUGCUUUUUCUGUUCUUCUUCUUCUACAUUGGGGCUCAGAUGACAUACACUUCUUACCUUUUCUCCUUUGCCACCACCCUUGUUGGCAUGGAUGAGAGACAGGCAGCUGGCUUGAACUCCAUCUUCUGGGGGACCUUCGCAGCCUGCAGGGGCCUGGCAAUGGGCUUUGCUGGGUGUUUAAGCCCUGUCACUAUGAUUUUGUUGAGCAACAUUGGCAGCCUGGCCUCCUGUUUGUGUCUGGUGCUUUUUCACAGGAGCACCCUUUGUCUGUGGAUAGCAACCUCUGUGUAUGGGGCCUCCAUGGCCACCCCGUUUCCCAGUGCUUUUUCUUGGAUGCAACAGUACACCACCAUCACUGGCAAAUCUGCUGCAUUUAUUAUGAUUGGUGCUUCCUUGGGACUAAUGGCUAUUCCUGCAUUAACCGGAGUUCUUCAAGGACAAUAUCCAGAUCUACCAGUAGUGGUGUAUGCCUGUUUUGGGUCUGCAAUUUUCACUGCUGUUAUAUUUCCUAUGAUGUAUAAAGUUGCUACCUUGCCCGUGCAAAAAGGAAACAGAAAAGAGGACACCGUGCAGUGCCAAAGAGAGCUGCUUCAAAACAGGACUCAGCUUUCCAGCAACACAGAGGCACUUAACAAAGACCUCACCUGGGACUCAAGAACUGAUUUCUAA